AUGUCUCGGCGCCUGUUCGACUUCGUCAAGGAAACGGAACGUAGCCAUUAUGGCAGCAAGUCCUACUACUUUGUCAAUCAAGAACAAGUCAUUCUGGAUCUCGAAUUGGCUCCUGACGAAUGGGAAGACGGAGAUGUCAACACAGUAUUGCACGGCCACGAGGAUGAAGCUGGCAAGGAAAACACUCCUGAUAUCAACAACGAGGACAAGGCACUUGAAGAUGAAUGGACGCAACCUUGUUUUCCUAUCAUGGUCGCCCGAGCAGAGGAGAAAGGGAGGGGUGUACUAGGGUACACGUACGGCAAGGCUGAGCAUCGGCGUACUUAA
Messenger RNA from Fonsecaea multimorphosa CBS 102226, 327 nucleotides. RefSeq lists its product as uncharacterized. NCBI's taxonomy places the organism in Eukaryota, Fungi, Ascomycota, Eurotiomycetes, Chaetothyriales, Herpotrichiellaceae. The coding region runs from base 1 to 327 and encodes 108 amino acids. The transcript is spliced from 2 exons. The record is from RefSeq and is a predicted model, not a curated record.